Mycena indigotica is the source of this 2900-nucleotide messenger RNA. RefSeq lists its product as uncharacterized. Bases 1746 to 2900 code for a protein of 384 amino acids. Lineage: Eukaryota; Fungi; Basidiomycota; Agaricomycetes; Agaricales; Mycenaceae. The transcript is spliced from 2 exons. The record is from RefSeq and is a predicted model, not a curated record.
CAUGAUGCCACAUCGAAAGCAAAUCUCUCAGCCAGCCAUAUGGGGCAUAUCCGUCUACUUCCACCUGAAAUCUACAUGAACAUUGUGAAUGCGAUACCGACACAGGACUACAAAUCCCUCGCAGCAUGCUGUCUCUCCGCCUCUGUCUUUCGCUACCCGUGCCAAAAGCGAAUGUACUCCGACCUCGAGAUCGCGCCAUGGGCCCAUCGCGCCGGCGGCAGUUCAUUCCCCGCCUUUGACGCACACUUUUUUUACCACCCUCACCUGACACGGCUAUGCACCGCCUUGCGCAUCCAGCUCCCCGCUAAUCAGACUGUAUGGGAGUCAGAACAACUUCUUGCUGAGCGUAUAAUUCUGCGCUUCUCCAACUUGCGUGCUGUGACUCUCAUGUAUCAAGGUCGUCAACCAAGAAUGUUGGGUACAUUCUCUGUUACAGUGCUUCACUGGUGGAUGGGCAUCUUCCGAGUCCAAAGACACUCCAAGCUUGAUCAAUUGACCCUUUCCGGUAUUGACAUCACGGAAAAUCUACUCGCACACUGUCUGGGGGUGGCUCGACGGCUCGAGUUUAGCGAUGUCGGCCUUGAAGUCCCUGAAGAUGGAGAUGCACUCAUCGAGCAGCCACCAGCGCCGACUAGACAGCUGACUAGUCUCACCUUAUCUAGUAACUCGAAAGCCACAGGCUCAUUAUUGGUGGUCCAACCUAUGUUUCGGCAAUACUUGCAACAUAUUACAGAAUUGACGUACCAUGAUAUCAUGCGCCAGGAAUCACUCUCUCUGUGCUUUUUGCUUGCACCAGCACUCGAGUGGCUAGAGCUCAGUUUUAUAUGUAAGCCCCAUUCCCACUUCGAGUCCGACUUGGAACCCAGGCAGCUAACGGGCUGAAGUUCACUCGGAACAACAUAUAACUCUUCCCACUUUAUUGCCCCGUUUACGCGAAUUCCAAAUAGGCGUCGAAAGCUUCAACUUACCGAUGGUUCUGCUUCAUCUAAUUGCUGAUGGUGGUGCUCCGGCGCUCGUGAAUCUUCGACUGUGUCUCAACUUAGAUCCAUACACAUCUAAAGCAGAAAACCUUGACAGGCUAUUGGACUCUCGAAGCCAGCUUUUUGACAAAUUUGAUGAAGGGCUAGUCACACAUCCCGCCCUCAGACAUGUCGAGUGGUUCGUGUCCUUGAGCUACAAUAGGAAUGAUCUCAGGAGGUUGGGGUUGGAAAGCGAGGAGUAUAUGGCUGCGGCUGCAACGGCUAAAACCCUAGCUGUGUUCCAAUCAGCUUUAACGCAGCGAUUGCCCAAUGCACAUGCAAGCCGAUUAUUGUUGGUUGCCGGAGCGGGAAGAAUUAUCUAAGGAGCCGCUGCAGAAGAAGAAAGUACUUUACCAAGGGAUGCUCAGAGGGCGAGGGUAGUUUCCGAUUUAAAAAGGCUUGUCCACCUCACCUCAGGCAAUUUUGUGUCAAAAGCCUGCCAUCAGAUGUUCUGACUAAGCGAACUCAGAUGACUCCUAAACCAACCGUGCACGUUUUUCUUCUUCAUUCGCCUUUCGUGCAGUCUCUAAAAGCACGCAUACAACUCUCGAGCAGAACUCCCAAGUUGCCUUAGUAUCUGGCUUUAUGGCUUUGAAUAGACUCCCACCAGAGCUCUACGAAAACAUCGUCGCGGCAAUACCCGAUUCCUGGCCGCCCUCGCUCAAGGCGUGCUCCCUCAUUUCGUCCGCAUUUCGCCGCCCGUGCCAAAAACGACUAUUCUCAGACAUGUCGAUGAACCUGGCAGUGCAAUCGCGUGGCUAUCGAUAUCCGAACAAAUCAGACAAGUAUAAAUACAGGCCGAAUCUACUCAACUCAAUCCUCAAGGACUUUCGGCGGCUAGCCAACUACUGCACUACCCUCCACAUAUACCUCACCUUUAACCCGAGUCUAUGGACAGUCGACCAGCAGGACGUGCAGCGUGUUCUCCAGCGACUGACAAACCUCCGCGGUGUAACCAUCAGGAGUUACUUCAUCGACAGCACCAGCCAGACACCUAAGGACUUUAAUGCUACGGUUAUUCAGUGGCUGUUGGAUCAUAUCACCCCGGUACACGGCAAGUUCCAACUCCUGGAGUAUGGCGAAUGCGGCAUCACGCCAGCGCUACUCAAACGUUCGCUUGCGACGGCGGCAGCACGCCUUGUGCUCGACCGAGUCGAGGUCUUUGAUGACGUUGAUGACAAACCGACGAAGUUCUUGCCAUCUACGUCCACACGGCCAACCAAGCUCAACAUCACCAAAAGCCCCCAUAUUUGCGCGUUGUUAGCUCAGUCUUCCCUCGCGACAUACUUAGAGGAUGUCUCUGAACUUGUCCAAGCUGCUAUAACGCUCGAAUCGCAGCUUGCUCCGUGUCUCCUGAUGGCCCCCACACUCCAGCGGCUGCAUUGCUAUUUCAAUGAGGAGUUUGGACCAGUUUCGUCAUUCCCGACCUCUCUGCCACAUCUGCGUGAGCUUGUCUUCGGUGUGCCCAGACUUUCAUAUGCACUACCUGCCGUUGUGGUACGCCUGCUGGCCCAUGGCGGCCUCCCGUCGCUGAUCACACUUAAAAUACGUCUACGCGUGGCCCCGAAGUCCCCAGAGAAGUCGGAUCGACUCUUCCGUGCUCAGAACACGCUCUACAAAGAGUUUGACGCGGCGCUGGUCAUACAUCCCACCCUCAAAGCGGUGGAAUUCUCUUUUUCAAGCCAAGCGCAAGGCGACGACGACUCGGAGGCUGAUGAAGACGGAGAUGAGAGGGAUCCGAGGAUCCCUAGGGAUCUGGAGAUGCCAGUGGUGACGCAUUGCGUGACCAGCCGGCUCCCCAGAACCUGUGCAAAAGGCUUGUUGGUGGUCGACGGCAACGACUCGUGGGACGGCCGAUAUUCAUGGUUUACCACUGCUUGA